GAGCAAAGUAUCAUCAUCUCCAACUAAUUCUAUUCCUAACUCAUCAAACAAUGCAUCUAUUGAGUACAGUUCUCCUAACAUAUCACAUAUGUAUGCAGAAGUUCAAAGGCAUCCUAAAAAUCCAUAUGAGAAGUUAAAAGGUCAGUCAGAUUCAGAUCAUGAUACUGAUGAAUAUGAUGAUCCAGAUAAAUUUCGAAGGAACAGAAAACAAUGGCCAAAUUUUCAGUCUGAUUUAUAUGAACCACCUCCAGUUCCAGAAAAGCAAAAUAUUUAUGAUGAUGAUUUGGCAUCUAUUCCUGAAAUAUCUCAUAAUCAAGAACAAAAUGAAGAUUUAUCAAAUACAAUAGCUGGCCAAGCAGUUGCUGGAAAUGUUGCUUCUGCUGAAAUACCUUAUAUGACUCCACCUGUAUCUCAGUCUAAUAUUAUUUCGAUAGUAACAUCUCAAGAAGAAAAUAAUUUUCAAGAAGCUCCUUACACAAUCAUUAGUGUGAGAGAACCUUUGGCAAAAGUUCGGCAACAAACUAAGCAGAAAGGAAGAGUUCAGGAUUAUCAGGCAAAAUACAAUGAAAAUGAAAAUUAUUAUUCUGAAGUUACUGAAGAAGAACAGAUGUAUGCAGAAAUAAAUUCUGCACAAGAAACUGCACAGUUUUCAGAUCAAAGAAAUUUAGAAUUACCUCCAGCACCACCGACUGUAGAAAGUUUAAAAUCUGUAGCUCAAGCUCAUUCAAGACAAGCAUCGAUAGCAUCUACAUCAUCCAGUGGAAGUUGUGUGCCAAAUGUAUUAACCUCAGGGACAUCUGCACCUUCUCCAACAGAUAUGAAUGGAUUGUACUCAGUUGUUGAUAAAUCGAAUAAACAACGAAAAACCAUACACUUGGGAGAGGGUGCAAGCUUAUUAAAUUUUAAUGAAGCUGGGACCAAAAUAGAAGAUAUGUAUGCUAAAGUGCGAAAGAAGCGAGUGCAGUCAGUGAGAUGUUCAUCCGAUGCGGAUGACAGUAAUAAAUUUGAAGGCAUUUCUGAUGAUGUGUUCAAUGUAUCGACUCCUGUAUGGAUACCGCGCAGUCCAAAUGGAGAAGAAUUUUUUACAAACACUAAUCUCUAUGUACCUGCGGUUCCAGUUCAUUCUGUUGAAGCAGAUUAUCCACCGAAAGAUUGGAAUGAAAAUGUCGAACCUGGAUAUGAAGCUAUUAAAAAUCAGAAAAAAGAAGAAAGUGAACCUGAUUAUGAAAAAGUAAGGGAAGAUUGUGAUGAUCCUCUUUAUGAAAAAAUAAGGCAGCAACCACAAAAUGGAAAUGGUGAACCAACAUAUGAAAAAUUAAAACAAAGGACUAAUAGGAAAACAGAUGAAAUAGAACAAUCAAGAAUUGAUAGCAAUGCAUCAAUCAAUAAUUGUUCUGGAUCGCUAGAAGAUUCUGAUCCUGGAUAUGAGGAAGUUAAAAAAAUUCAAAGAUCAGAUAGUGAUGCUACUGAUCCAGGAUAUGAGGCUGUGAAAAGAAGUCUUUGUGAUGACCCAGAUUAUGAAUCUGUUAAAGUGAAUAACAACAUAGAUUCUAAUGGCCCAAAUAAUUACAAAGUAACACAAAGUGUAGAUUUUAAUGGGAUAUCAUCCUGUGAUGAAUCGGAACCUGGGUAUGAAAGUGUUAGACAUAAUGAAAACUUACCAGAUGACGAGGAUCCAGACUAUGAGAGAGUUCACAGAGCAGAGAGUGAGGUAGACCCAGGUUAUGAAAGAGUAGGUCGACAUAAUGUUGAAGAUCCAGAUUAUGAGAGAGUCCAGCAUUGUGAAAGUGACUUUAGCGAUCCAAAUUAUGAAAGAAUAGAUAGGGAAGAAAUUGACUUCACAGAACCAGGAUAUGAAACUGUAAAAUAUGAUCAAGAAAAUAUACAAACUGAUACAAGCACAAGGCCAAAUUCCUUUCCAAACAGUUCAACAGAUUGUAAUUCUAGACGGAUUGAAGUUUCUAUAUAUUCAAAAUACACUCGAACACACAGUUGCAGCGAGCUUACUAACAGUGACGAACAAGGUAUAUCAAUUUCCAACGAAAAUCACACCGAGUUAUCAUCCACCACACAUACAUCUGUGAUAAUUAAUAAAAAUGAAGAGGUCAUAGACGACCAGAAAUUUCUAACCCAUGAUGCAUUUCAUAUUUUUAUAGCAUCGAUAGCAUCUACAUCAUCCAGUGGAAGUUGUGUGCCAAAUGUAUUAACCUCAGGGACAUCUGCACCUUCUCCAACAGAUAUGAAUGGAUUGUACUCAGUUGUUGAUAAAUCGAAUAAACAACGAAAAACCAUACACUUGGGAGAGGGUGCAAGCUUAUUAAAUUUUAAUGAAGCUGGGACCAAAAUAGAAGAUAUGUAUGCUAAAGUGCGAAAGAAGCGAGUGCAGUCAGUGAGAUGUUCAUCCGAUGCGGAUGACAGUAAUAAAUUUGAAGGCAUUUCUGAUGAUGUGUUCAAUGUAUCGACUCCUGUAUGGAUACCGCGCAGUCCAAAUGGAGAAGAAUUUUUUCCAAACACUAAUCUCUAUGUACCUGCGGUUCCAGUUCAUUCUGUUGAAGCAGAUUAUCCACCGAAAGAUUGGAAUGAAAAUGUCGAACCUGGAUAUGAAGCUAUUAAAAAUCAGAAAAAAGAAGAAAGUGAACCUGAUUAUGAAAAAGUAAGGGAAGAUUGUGAUGAUCCUCUUUAUGAAAAAAUAAGGCAGCAACCACAAAAUGGAAAUGGUGAACCAACAUAUGAAAAAUUAAAACAAAGGACUAAUAGGAAAACAGAUGAAAUAGAACAAUCAAGAAUUGAUAGCAAUGCAUCAAUCAAUAAUUGUUCUGGAUCGCUAGAAGAUUCUGAUCCUGGAUAUGAGGAAGUUAAAAAAAUUCAAAGAUCAGAUAGUGAUGCUACUGAUCCAGGAUAUGAGGCUGUGAAAAGAAGUCUUUGUGAUGACCCAGAUUAUGAAUCUGUUAAAGUGAAUAACAACAUAGAUUCUAAUGGCCCAAAUAAUUACAAAGUAACACAAAGUGUAGAUUUUAAUGGGAUAUCAUCCUGUGAUGAAUCGGAACCUGGGUAUGAAAGUGUUAGACAUAAUGAAAACUUACCAGAUGACGAGGAUCCAGACUAUGAGAGAGUUCACAGAGCAGAGAGUGAGGUAGACCCAGGUUAUGAAAGAGUAGGUCGACAUAAUGUUGAAGAUCCAGAUUAUGAGAGAGUCCAGCAUUGUGAAAGUGACUUUAGCGAUCCAAAUUAUGAAAGAAUAGAUAGGGAAGAAAUUGACUUCACAGAACCAGGAUAUGAAACUGUAAAAUAUGAUCAAGAAAAUAUACAAACUGAUACAAGCACAAGGCCAAAUUCCUUUCCAAACAGUUCAACAGAUUGUAAUUCUAGACGGAUUGAAGUUUCUAUAUAUUCAAAAUACACUCGAACACACAGUUGCAGCGAGCUUACUAACAGUGAUGAACAAGGUAUAUCAAUUUCCAACGAAAAUCACACCGAGUUAUCAUCCACCACACAUACAUCUGUGAUAAUUAAUAAAAAUGAAGAGGUCAUAGACGACCAGAAAUUUCUAACCCAUGAUGCAUUUCAGUAAAAUGAAAUAUCUUUUUGAUUUUUUUAAUUCCAAAUGAGCUUGCAAGAAUUUACAUAAUUGUAUUAUUAUAAAUUUCAUAUAGAAAGAUUUAAACUAGAUAAUUGGUGCUAAAAAGUAAUUCCAGAGAUUAUCAUCAGGAUUUAAUGAUCAUUUCAUUAGUAAUCAAAAUGUAAGUUUUGUACAUCCUUGUUUCAUUUGAUUCAGAUAUUUUAAAAGUUGUUUAUAAUUAUUUCUUGUAUAUAAUAACAGAUCAAAUGCACAUUUUGUUACACAUUAUAAUAAUUUAUAUUUAAAUGUUAAUUUUUGUGCCAUUAUAUAAAUAAUUAUUUUGAUAGUAAGUUGGCAUAUAAUUAUUGUAGUUUUUUCUGUAUAUGUGGCAAUAAUUUUUGUCUGUUUGUUUCAUAAAGAAAAUUAAAUAUAUAACUUUAUUCCAAUAAAUUAUGCAUUUCAUUGUUUACAGUGAACUACCUGAAAUUCGAGUACUGGUAACCCAAUUCUGCAUUUGAGCAAUUGUUAAUCUUAAACACUUCACUUUUAUACACUCCUGUGAAUAUCAAAAUGUAAAUCAUACAAAUAUAUAAGAUUUUAAUUUCGUAAUCCAAUGAAUUCUAUAUACAACAACUAAUUGUAUUUCAGGUUAUUCACUGUAUUUGCAUAAAUGUUUUAUGUGAAUUAUUUUUAGAUGUACACAUCUAUUUAGUGCAACUGUUAUAAACCUUAAAAGGUUGUUGAUAUCAUGUUGUGAUAAAGUUUACAUGAUAAAAUAUUAACACUUUUCCUUUGUAAUAAUCAAGGCCAGAUUUUUAGUUAUUGAUUUUUGUGCAUUCAUAUAUCUUUUAAGGUAUUUGUCCUAUAAUUUUGAAUGCUUUCUCAGUGGAAUUGGUGUUUUUGGAAGUAUAAAUUAUUAUUCAAAAAUAUAUAAAUAUAUACAUAUAAUGAAGAUUCAUGUAUUAUUAGUUAAAUUUGUGCAUUACAUGAAUGGUUAGUUGAUUAUAAUGAUUUAUAAUCAGCUUCCAGACUACUUUCAUUGUGUGUGAUGUCUUUCAAUCAAAUUUAUAUUUACAAAAAAUUGUCUGCCAAUGAAAAUUUUUAUGAUAUUGGAUCGAAAAAUGUGCAAAAUGGCUAGAAUAUUGUAAUUUAUAUAUGAAACGACAACAAGCUAAUGUAUUAUUAUAGUACAAAUAUUUGUUUUAAAAGCUUCCUAUAAGAAUAAAUAACGAAUAUUUACGGUUUAUGGAACUAUUAUGGAGAAUCUUAAUUAUCUUUUCAACAGUUUUAUUUAUAAAAUGAGAUUUUAUGGAAAUAAUAUACUUUGUAUGCCAAGGAAAUUGUUUUAUAAAUUUCUGAAAUUAAAAUAAUUUAUUUAACA
Centruroides sculpturatus (bark scorpion) is the source of this 4940-nucleotide messenger RNA. RefSeq lists its product as uncharacterized. The record is from RefSeq and is a predicted model, not a curated record. Bases 89 to 3571 code for a protein of 1160 amino acids. NCBI's taxonomy places the organism in Eukaryota, Metazoa, Arthropoda, Arachnida, Scorpiones, Buthidae. The transcript has 6 exons.